Prosopis cineraria is the source of this 975-nucleotide messenger RNA. Its product is annotated as germin-like protein subfamily 1 member 7. Gene Ontology annotation, molecular function: manganese ion binding. The coding region runs from base 50 to 733 and encodes 227 amino acids. The transcript has 2 exons. Gene Ontology annotation, cellular component: cell wall. Lineage: Eukaryota; Viridiplantae; Streptophyta; Magnoliopsida; Fabales; Fabaceae. The record is from RefSeq and is a predicted model, not a curated record.
UACACACAACACAGUAUACAAUUUACAGAGAAGAAUUAUUGAGGGAAACAUGAAAGGUGCAAUCCUAGUGGGCUCCUUCGUUGCUCUCUUGGCUUCGGCUUUGAUCUCCUUCACUUCUGCCUAUGAUCCAAGCCCUCUUCAAGACUUUUGUGUCGCUUUAGAUGACUACAAAAUUGGAGCAGUGUUCGUGAAUGGGAAAUUUUGCAAAGACCCUAAGCUUGUCAAGGCAGAAGAUUUCUUUUACCAUGUAAUGCCUGGCAACACAUCCAACCCAGUAGGCUCCAAAGUCACUCCAGUAACUGUAAAUGAGCUUGCAGGACUGAACACACUUGGUAUCUCUCUUGCUCGCAUUGAUUUCGCCCAUGGUGGUCUCAAUCCUCCUCACACUCACCCUCGUGGCACUGAGAUCUUGAUCGUCGUCGAAGGCACUCUCAUGGUUGGAUUUGUGACUUCCAAUCAAAAUAAUACUAACCUUCUCUUCACUAAAGUGCUCAAUAAAGGAGAUGUGUUUGUGUUUCCCAUUGGUUUGAUUCACUUCCAACUCAAUGUUGGGUAUGAAAAUGCCAUUGCAAUUGCAGGUCUUAGCAGCCAAAAUCCAGGAGUUAUCACCAUUGCUAAUGCUGUGUUUGGUUCCACUCCUCCUAUCUCCCCUGAGGUUCUCACUAAGGCGUUUCAAGUUGAUAAGAAGAUAAUUGAUUAUCUUCAAAAGCAAUUUUGGUAUAACAACAGCUAAACACGUAUAAUUGUUUUUCCUGUCCAUGAUCGAGCUUCAUCAUGUUGAUGAUUUAUCGUACGUUUUAAUUUCCUCAUGCAACUAGUUCAAUGUCGACCUAUAUGAUAAGUAAAUAAUAAGAUGCAUGCAGGUUUAUGUUUUUGAUUUUAUUCUCUACUGCUUGGUUUCCUUGUACUAGUCAAAACUACUCAUGUAGUAGUUGUGUGAAAUAAAAGGAGCUUCCCUUUAUAUGUGUUUAAUAA